Molecule: messenger RNA, 1415 nt
Organism: Xenopus laevis (African clawed frog)
Lineage: Eukaryota; Metazoa; Chordata; Amphibia; Anura; Pipidae
Gene: tnfsf13b.L
Product: TNF superfamily member 13b L homeolog
Exons: 6
Coding region: 388-1188 (266 amino acids)
Biological process (GO): positive regulation of B cell proliferation; signal transduction; immune response
Cellular component (GO): membrane; extracellular region
Molecular function (GO): cytokine activity; tumor necrosis factor receptor binding; receptor ligand activity
Source: RefSeq, a predicted model, not a curated record
CUUAGGAUGACCGGUCCCUUUUAAGCACUUUAUCUUUCUUUCGUUUUGUUAGAGAGUGACUUCCUUUGAGAAAAGGAGAAGUAACUACCGUUUUAUGUGUUAGGCAAAUCUCCAGCAAAAUACAGUAAAUCACAUUGACACAAUAAGCCAAGCAUAAAGGAAGCUAUGAAAAAAGAAGCAAGCUCAGGAAAAAGAUGACUCAAUCAAACAUCACUAUCAUGGGUGAGGUUAUUACGAUUCCUGGAAAAUUCGGGGAAAACGUCGGGGUUUCUUGUGACGAAUUUGGCUACAUUUUAUUCCUCAUAGAUGAUUCAUAUUGGCAACAUCACUCCAUGAAUAUUUAGGUUUUAUUUUUUGCCUCAGAGACGCUUGUCAUACAUUGCAGUCAUGACUUCUAAAAACUAUUUUCCAAAUACCCUUCAACAGAAAAAGAUUUAUCACUACAACCAAAGUGCCAUUUUCUCUUGCACUUUUCUUCCUUUUACAGUGCUUCUGUUGUCCUUCCUCACUGCAGUAGCACUAUAUAACAUAAUUGUGCUGAAAGCAGAACUGGCAAGCCUGCGAGCUGAACUACGAUCUUACAGACGCCAUUCUGAACAUCAGAAUUCAGUUCCUAUAGUAUUGGAGCAUGAUGGCUCUGAUGGAAUGAAAAGACAUAUCACAGCAGAAGCCACACUGAAAGAAAAAAUUGCAGCAGACAAGGUUAUAAUGAAAAACCGCUCAAGAAGAUUUGUUUCUGGAACUCAAGAACAAGUCUUCCAUUCUUGCUUACAAUUAAUUGCUGAUACAACAAAACAAGUUGAAGAUGAAGAUGAUUCAAGUAUCAUACCGUGGCUGCUAAGCUUUCAACAAGGGACAGCUUUGGAGGAAAGGCAAAAUAAAAUAUAUAUCAAAGAAACUGGUCAUUUUUUCAUAUAUGGGCAGGUUUGGUUCACAGAUAAAGUGUUUGUAAUGGGCCAUGUAAUACAAAGAAAAAAGGCCCAGAAAGUGGGUGAUGAUCCCAGUUUAGUGACAUUAUUUAAGUGCAUUCAGAAUAUGCCACCUUCUCAUCCAAAUAAUUCAUGCUUUACAGCUGGUAUUGCAAAAUUAGAAGAAGGAGAUGAAAUUCAACUUAUCAUACCAUCAAUGAAAGCAAAGAUAUCACUGAGUGGAGAAGGCACAUUUUUUGGAGCAAUUAAAAUUUUGUGAGCAAAAGCAGACUUGCCCAACCAGCAAUAGUUUCUUUUUUUUCAGAAAAUCUUUGCAAAAAACAACAACACUCAAAUGGUGCCUGUAAUCAUACCAGGGGAUUUUUCAUUAUUGUUUUCUAAAUGAGAUAGUGAGAGAACAAUGUAUAAUUCAGUCCUUUUGCAGGGUUCUACCUCCCUUCUAUAAGGGGGCUUCUAAUUCUGUUUUCAUUUUUGCCUUGUCUAUAG